GUCAGAUUGAAGCUUUGCUUCCUCGUCACCUGUUGCUAACAGCUGCCAGAGGAAGGAUAAAGUGGGGAAAGCUAGCCGUUGACUGAGUGAUGGCCAUGUCUCUCGGUGAUGACACGCUGCUGUGCAACUACCCAAAGUGUCGGGCCAAGCUGAGCGGCUUCGCCUGGGUCACAGCCUGCUCUCACGUUUUCUGCGACCAGCACGGCUCUGGGGAGUUCAGCCGCUCUCCUGCCAUCUGCCCGGCGUGCUCCUCUGCCCUGUCCGGCAAGCUGGACAUUGUGAGGACAGAGCUGUCGCCCUCUGAGGAAUACAAAGCCAUGGUGCUGGCAGGUCUGCGACCAGACAUAGUCCUGGACAUCACUUCUCGCGCUCUUGCCUUCUGGAGCUAUCAGGUCCAUCAGGAGCGUAUGUAUCAAGAGUACAGCCUGUCCCGCGCCGACACACAGCUGAAGCAGAUGGAGAAGGUUCUGACCCAGCAGAACCAGAGCAGAGAACUAGAACUCACCGCCAUGAGGGGAGAGAUUACCUCACUGAAGAAAGUGAUGGAAGAGUACAAGAGGAAGUACAGUGAGGUGUCGGAGAGGCUGAUGGAGAGGAACAGGCAGUACCAGAAGCUGCAGGGGUUGUAUGACUCCCUGAGGCUGCGUAACAUGGUGGUGGGAGCCGGGGACCGAGAGAUGCCCCAAGCACAUGGAAAUCCAAACUCAAGCAUCGCGAUGGCUCAGCAGGCGACCCCUCAGAGAAGCCCUCACUUCCUCGCCGCUGGCCCCGCCGGUGACGGCCGCUUCUUCUCCUGCCUGGAGUCUGAAGGAGCCAAGGCCUUCUUCCAGUUCAGCUCCCCGGCCAGGGACAACAGCCGGCCCUUCCUCACCAAGCACUGAAAGCAAAACUUUACUUCCACGCUCGCCGUUGUUCCUGCCGAGCCCUGAUGGCUUCUAAAUACUGGAAGUGUAUUUAUUGAAUGUACUAUUAUAGUAAUUCUUGCAUUUGUUGACUAUAUUAUAUGUUUUAGUAACUUACCUUGAAGUUAGGGGUAAAACUGUUAACUUGGACUUGUUUGUGUAGUUCUUCUAGUUCGUGUUGACUAAGGUGAUUCAGCAGCUGCACUGAUAUUUUUUUUCUUUUUCUGCCACUGAAAAGCACUUCAAUAGACUGAUAGAUUCCUUACUGAAGAUCCAGAAUGUUUACCAGGACACCUUAAUAAACAACCAGAGCUGGCGACUAAGCGGUAAAUCUAGGCUGACCAAAGGUUUGGCUGAGCAGCAAUGAAAUGACAGCUUUACAGAACAAAACAGAGCUGGAUUCCA
Fundulus heteroclitus (mummichog) is the source of this 1307-nucleotide messenger RNA. Its product is annotated as E3 ubiquitin-protein ligase CCNB1IP1. Gene Ontology annotation, molecular function: ubiquitin protein ligase activity. Gene Ontology annotation, biological process: reciprocal meiotic recombination. The transcript has 5 exons. The record is from RefSeq and is a predicted model, not a curated record. Gene Ontology annotation, cellular component: synaptonemal complex. Bases 90 to 881 code for a protein of 263 amino acids. Lineage: Eukaryota; Metazoa; Chordata; Actinopteri; Cyprinodontiformes; Fundulidae.